This is a messenger RNA of Ceratosolen solmsi marchali, 2605 nucleotides long. RefSeq names its product diphthine--ammonia ligase. The coding region runs from base 221 to 2335 and encodes 704 amino acids. Gene Ontology annotation, biological process: protein histidyl modification to diphthamide. The record is from RefSeq and is a predicted model, not a curated record. NCBI's taxonomy places the organism in Eukaryota, Metazoa, Arthropoda, Insecta, Hymenoptera, Agaonidae. The transcript has 13 exons. Gene Ontology annotation, molecular function: diphthine-ammonia ligase activity.
GCGGCGUGAACAUCCCUCCUUAAAUAUCUGUUUUUAGUAAAAUCAUCAUUUAUCACUGCAUCGUUGAACUUUGCUUUCAACAAAAUAUAGAUCGUCAGUAAUAUUUUUAAUUUUCAAAAACUUAGAACAUGAUUGUAUAACAAACAUACAAGAACUUAAAUUCAAUUCAGCACAGAUUAUUUAAAUUUAAAACAACUUUUAAAUACAUUAGGAAAAAAUAAUGAAAGUUGUAGCAUUAAUUAGCGGUGGCAAAGAUUCUUGUUUUAACAUAAUGCAGUGUAUAGCAGCAGGACAUGAAAUUGUGGCAUUGGCUAACUUAUAUCCAGUUGGAAAAGAUGAACUUGAUUCAUAUAUGUUUCAAACUGUUGGUCACCAGGGUGUAGAAUUUAUUGGAGAAGCAAUGGGAUUACCUCUAUAUCGUGAACCAACUUUUGGAAAAUCAAAAAUGAAAGAAAAACAUUAUUUACCUACUGUUGAUGAUGAAGUAGAAGAUUUAUUUAGGCUUCUAAAAACAGUUAAAGAUCGGGAAGAUAUUCAAGCUGUUGCUUCUGGUGCUAUUUUAAGUGAUUAUCAACGAAUAAGAGUAGAAAAUGUAUGUAGUCGAUUAGAAUUAGUUUCAUUAUCAUAUUUGUGGAGGCGAGAUCAGGAACAAUUGUUAAAUGAAAUGAUUGAAUGCUCUGUAAAUGCGGUUCUUAUAAAAGUUGCAUCAUUAGGCUUAGAACCAAGACAUUUGGGGAAAUCUAUUUCUGAGAUGCAACCGCAUCUGGCUAAAAUGAAAGAAAAAUAUGGUUUAAAUAUUUGUGGGGAAGGUGGAGAAUAUGAGACAUUUACUCUAGAUUGUCCUUUAUAUAUCAAAAGUAUUGUGAUAGAUGAGUAUGAAAGUAUAGUGCAUUCAAAUGAUGAAGUUGCACCUGCUGGGUAUUUGAAUUUUAAAAAGAUACAUCUUCAGAAUAAAAAUAGUGGAGAAGAAAAGUUGACACUUCAAGAAAGGUUGAAAAAUGUUGCAGUAAAAGCCUCGUUUGAUUAUAUUUCUGAAAUAGUUGAACCAGACUUCCAAGAUGAAUGCAAUUUAUCAGAUGACGAAAAUGAUGAUCUAGCAAAAGAUAAUAGAGAUUUAAUAAUAUCAAAUUCUGGUAAAUGUAAUUUAGCCAGUAUGAUGAAAAUAACAUGUAAAGAAGAAGAAUAUUUUAAUACUCCAAGCAUUAAUAAAAAUCAAACUGGUUGGCACUGGUUUGGUAAUAUAAUUGGUAAAAAUGUGGAACCAAAGCUUGCUAUGGCAGAAGCAUUGGAUGGUUUAAUUGAUCUAGUUAAAAAAGAAGAUCUAGAAAUAUCAGAUAUUGUUGCUGUGACAAUAUUUUUAAAGGAUUUAUCAAGUUAUGCAGAUAUAAAUGAAGUUUAUGUAUCAAGACUUGUGAAAGUGAAUCCUCCUGUUAGAGUAUGUACGGAAAUUCCUAUUAAUUGUCAUGUUGUUUUAGAUGCAUUGGCAUACAAAAAAGUUGAAAAGGAUGAUAGAAAAAAACAUAAAAAACAUACUAUGCAUGUUCAAAGUAUAAGUCAUUGGGCACCUGCCAAUAUUGGACCUUAUUCGCAUGCCAUUCGUAUUGGAGAUAUAAUCUCAGUAGCUGGACAAAUACCAUUGGUACCAGGUAACAUGAAUAUUCUUGAUUCGAGCAUAAAGAGACAAUGUCGGCUUACUUUAAGACAUAUCAAUCGCAUCGUUAAAGCGAUGGAUUCCAAUACAGAACUAAGACAUAUUGUCCAGGGUAUUUGCUUCCUUACACACCCUAGUUUUAUAUCAUCAGCACGUAAAGAAUGGGAAAAGCGAACUAACAAUGCGAUUGUUGAUUACGUUGUCGUGUCGAGUCUCCCACGUGGUGCUCAAGUCGAGUGGUGCGUUUGGGCGCACCGUGACAAUAAUAGAUUCGAAUAUGAAGAGACUGGCAAAUGUGUUGGAAAUUUUAAAGUUGCAAUUAGAAGAAGAUGGAAUUAUGAAAAUAAUGUUUCUGCGAUCGUUUGUUAUUUAUCAACUGGUCCAUCCAAUUCAACAGGCAAGCUUACUGUGGAAACAAAUACCUUGUCUGCAAACUUGACAAUGACAGAAUUUGUUGAAAUUUUCGAAUACUUUCUCUGUAAAUUAACAAAAGACUCGCGUACGCAUAACCCACCAUGUAAUCUUCGUAUUUUCUAUAAAAUUGGUAGUUUAUCUGGGCCAAAUUUUAUCCAGAAAGCUCUUAUUCAUUUUAAAAAUCGCAAUUUAGUAACGACCGUAAUACCUACUCAUCACCUAUACAAUUACAGUACCUUCCUAUCAGUCUGUGGUAUCAGGCAAGAGUAAUAAAUUCAAUUAAUAGUUGAUAUACUUUUGCUAAUGUUAAUUAUUAAAGAGAAGAAAUCGAUAAUUGUAUUUUUAGCAAACAAUACAGUAAAGCGGGAAGUAAAAAUCAAGCAUGCAAAAUAUUCUAAUAUACAUAUGUAGAUGUGUACAAGUAUACGUAUAGUAAUCUGUAGAAGUUUAGUAUGUACAUAUGUGUACAUAGAACAUGAGAAAAAAAGCCAAGAUAAAAACAAAAAUAUAGAAACUAUUAUUAUAGACUAUGAAUAUCAA